Molecule: messenger RNA, 514 nt
Organism: Rosa rugosa (rugosa rose)
Lineage: Eukaryota; Viridiplantae; Streptophyta; Magnoliopsida; Rosales; Rosaceae
Exons: 4
Coding region: 37-366 (109 amino acids)
Source: RefSeq, a predicted model, not a curated record
UCCAAUCAUCGUUGUUACUCAAUACAUAGUACAAAAAUGGCCUUUAGAACUUUGCUUUUUCUGUUCUUCGCCAUUCUCUUAGUUACUACAAUGUUAUCUUUGUUGGUUUCAGCUGAGGAAUUGGAAGACGAAAAGGCCAAGAAGCCAAAGGCACCCACUCCCGACGACGUGCAAACUCCACCACUUCCAAUGCAGGAGGUUUACGGUGACGAGAAAUUUUUCAAAAAUUGGCGUGGUGUUCGCCCUUGUGUUAGGAGGGUGCCUGGGAAGGCUUACUUGGCAGUAAUGGGAUAUUAUUGUGAUGACUCGAGUCACUCGACCAACCCUGAGGCGAAGCAAAUACGACAGGUACACACUGAUAAGUAAGAUUAAUGAAGUAGCAACUAAUGCAAGAACAGGCGAAUGGAAAGCAAGUAGCACUUCAUCUGCCUAUGGUCGACUUAAUUACUUUCUUCCCGGUAUUAUUAAACUGAUGCACUAAUCAAUCAGAAGUUGAUCUAGCUUUAUCGUUUUU